AUGGAUAUGGUGGCAGACUUGGGGGCAAAUAGACUCUAUCGGGCGCCGGGUGAAUCAAGUCACCAGCAGCCUCAGAGGUGGUUCAACACUGCUGACAUCACAGUGGCUCACCAAAGCAACCUGCUGAAGCAGCUCAACCAGCAGCGCCGCCAGGAGCUUUUCUGUGACUGCAGUGUGCUGGUGGAGGGCCAGCUCUUCAGGGCCCACCGUAACGUCUUGUUCGCCAGCAGCGGCUACUUCCGCAUGCUGCUGUCCCAGGGGCCCGACGGCCUGUCCGACUCUGUCAAUGCCACCUUCGACGUCUUCAGCCCCGAGACCUUCACCGUCAUCCUGGAUUUCAUCUAUUCUGGGCAGCUGGACCUCUCCAGCCACAAUGUGAUCGAGGUGAUGUCUGCAGCCAGCUACCUGCAGAUGAACAAUGUCAUCAGCUACUGCAAGAACUUCAUCAAAUCCUCCUUGGAUAUCAGUGUGAAAGAUGAAGACAGUGACCGCUGCCUCAGCUUGUCUGAGACCUGCAGCUUCACCAGUGGAGCUGGAGAGGAGACCUCAGAACAGCAGCAACAAGGCCCCUGCUCUGUCAGCCCCCCACCUGCACUCUGGACCAGGGACAACUCCAGAUCUCAGUCUGGUUUUAUAGGGAAGGACCUAGACCAGGACACUUCAGCCUCAGCCAUGAAGACUAAUCCAAGCAGCCCUGCUAAUGAGCUCAAUGCAGAGGCAGAGGACAUGCAGGACCCUCAGGACCCUCUGUACACCUUGCCUGGAUCAGAGCGCCGGCGAGGUAAAGGAGGAACUAAGAGGAGAGCGCCGAACAGCACCCGCUCCAACCAGCACGAGGACUUGGAUAUCCAGGAAGCAAGGGCUCAAAAGGCAGAGAAGGCAGAGGAGCUGUACGCAACUCUACCACCGAUAGUAGGUGUUAUUGGACACUUUAAUAAAGACUCCAACCCCAUUAUGCGCUUCAAAUGCCCCUUUUGUACCCACACAGUGAAGAGGAAGGCAGACCUGAAGCGUCACUUGCGUUGUCACACUGGAGAGAGGCCAUACCCCUGUCAGGCCUGCAAUAAACGCUUUACCCGCCUGGAGCACCUCCGCAGCCAUUUUGAGACGAUCCAUCAAGCCAGGAAGCUGGUGUGCAGGAAGUGUAAGUGUCAGGUGACAGAGGAGACAGGGCAUGUGGUGUGUGAGGGCACACGACGCUACCGCAUGUGCACCGCGUGCAUCCAGGAAGUGGGCUGUGACAACAUCCCCAUGGACAGUCUAGAGGGGGCCAACGAAGAGCCGGCCCUGUUACUGGGCGUGGACGGGGAGGAGGAGGGGGACACCAAAAGGAGCUGGAUGGUAACCGAUGACGACGACCUCGCCGAAGACUCAGGGGCCGACCUCAUCAUCCAACAAGUGGACGACAGUGAUGAGGAGCUGCAGUGA
Seriola dumerili (greater amberjack) is the source of this 1428-nucleotide messenger RNA. RefSeq names its product zinc finger and BTB domain containing 8A (gene zbtb8a). Gene Ontology annotation, biological process: regulation of transcription by RNA polymerase II. The record is from RefSeq and is a predicted model, not a curated record. Lineage: Eukaryota; Metazoa; Chordata; Actinopteri; Carangiformes; Carangidae. The coding region runs from base 1 to 1428 and encodes 475 amino acids. Gene Ontology annotation, molecular function: DNA-binding transcription factor activity, RNA polymerase II-specific; RNA polymerase II cis-regulatory region sequence-specific DNA binding; protein binding. The transcript is spliced from 4 exons.